ACUUAACCUUACUUUUUGGGUUUUUGUCUUAAUGUUUAUUCCUCGAAUGUAAUUUAAAUUUCUAAAGAAUUAUGGAUGCUUUUGAAAUAGGUUCUUGUUUCAAGAGUUAUAACGAGCUCAUGCAAAAAUUAAGCGAAUACUGCGAGGUUACGAACACCAAAUUUACCACUAAAGACUCCAGACUGAUAACUAACGAAUUCGCUACAGCAAAGGAAAGCUUCGUUUAUUCCGAAUUGAAGCUGAUUUGCGUUUUCGGGCGUUCGCACAAAAUCAAAGAGCACAAUAGGAAGAGGAAAAUGAGAACAAUCAAAAUUCCUAAAACGGAGUGUCCAGCUUAUUUUAGAAUAAAACUAAUCAACUCGGGGGUAGCUCUACAAAUUGUUGCCAUGAAUACCAAACACAAUCAUCCCUUAGAAAAGAUCGAGGAUCCAGAUUAUUCGAGAUUGAAGAGAAAGAAAGACGGUAGGACUGGCAUAAAGAAAGAAAUCAAAAGCGAAGAUGAGGACGAUGUCUCAUCUGAUGAUAUGGAAGCAUCCGAAUUUAUAGAAGUUUACAUAGAUCCCGAUGAACCGGAACCGAAAGUAAAAUUCACGUAUCGAGGCCUCUGCGUACCAGUAUUUACUCCAUUUAGAGAAGACUUAUCACUAAAAGAAGAACUAAUCGCAAACUACGCACAAUACCUCUUCGAUAAUGGAAUUAAAGGAAUUCUAGUUAACAGCGCUGUGGGAGAAGGCAUGUCGAUGUCUGUACCAGAAAGGAAAUUAGUAUUAGAAGAAUGGAUAAACGUAGCUAAACCGUUGAAAAUGCAUGUAAUGGUGCAAGUGGGAGCGUGUCCUUUACCAGACGUAUUAGAUUUAGCGAAGCAUGCGGAGAGUAUAGGAGUGGAUUCAUUGUUGUGUAUACCAGAACUUUAUUUUAAACCCGCUACAGAGGAAGAUUUGUUUGAUUAUUUAAAGAUUGUCGGAGAGGCUGCCCCGAAGACGCCGCUGUUGUACAGCCACAAUCCUGGAAUGAGCGGAGUGAAUUUAAAUAUGGCUCGAUUUUUGAGUCAUUUAGCAAGUGAUAUUCCAACGUUUUGUGGGUUAGAAUAUACGUCUGAUGUAGAUGAUGGAGUGGCUGUUUUAGAAGCUAGCAAUGAAAAAUAUGCGGUUUUUUUCGGAGACGAUUCGCUAGUGAAUGUGGCUAUUUCUGUAGGAUUCGAGUCAACUUUGUUAGUAACAGCCAAUAUUUACCCACAGCAAGUGACUACUUUGAUAAAAGUAGCAAAAGAAUCGAAAACUGCGGAAGCGAAGAAGUUACAGAAACAAUUAAACGCUAAUUUUACUACUAUAACCAAUUUUGGAUACUGGAUACCCUCUGUGAAGACAGCAAUGAAUCUGAUUUCUCCAAUUCAUUUCGGAAUUUGCAGACCACCGCUAAAAAAUCUUUCUGCAGAUGACAUAAAAUCGAUCAAAGUCGACCUGAAAUUAUGAGAAAGGAAGAAUGUUUUGUUUGGAGAAACUUGUACUAAGACUGGCGAAUUAUCUUACUUCGCUUUUAGUAAGAGUUUUCAUUGUAUAGGCUAAAAAUAAAAUUUUGUUACAAUGUUUAUUUGGAUAAAAUCAAAUUUCAGGUAAAUUAAAAUUCCACUCUAAAACGUACAAAUGAAUAAGAGAAAAUAAUAAGAUGGACGAUGAAAUUUCAAGUAAGACUUAAACUCGACAAUAUUCAUAAAUAAAAGAUUUUUAUUUGAUUCAAUUUAUAACUAUAAUCGUCUUAUAAUGCACUAUAAUGUAAUCGUAGAACUCAAGAAUUAUUACAUGAAAAAAGUAGAUCGAACGAACAUUUUUUUUUCAAUAAUUUCAUCAGCAGUCUAGAAAUUAUCAACAAGUACGACUUGUAAUAACUAGUAUUUUGCAAUAUCAAUAUAUUUUACAGAGUAUUUUUAAUUUUCUUAUUAUUUUUCUUCUCGUACAGAACUACUUGACUAGAAAUUCAUCAAGUACCAGUUUAAAAAAAUAACAGUACUUGUGACUAGAAUAUUUUACUCUUUAUUCAGCAUAGCAAAAUAUUUCGACAAAAGAAAUCAACAAAAAACAACACGAUGAAACUAAAUGUUGCGUGUAUAAUUUGCAUGAUAAACAAUCACUAAAUUUAAGCCGUUGAACGGCUUGAAAUAGCAUUAAUUUAAUAUGAUCGGUGAUAAUAAAAAAAUGUCGAAUGUAUAAGGUUAAAAAUGAUUCGAUUCAUCGUGCAUAAUUUGUUGAAAUCGCUAACAAUUCGUCGAAUCAACAAUAAUUUAAAAAAAAGGACAGUUAAAAAAACAAGUUACAAUUAAAAAAAAUGAUGCACCACCGCUCAUAAAUAGCGCGACUAAAUUUUCAGAGAAAAAUCACAUUUCACAAUAUUACCACAGUGUCUUCGACGCCCAAGACACUUUCUAGUAAUCUUAAAUAUCUUCGAAAUUUGUUAUUUAAUAAUAUUAUUUUACGAUAAAGCUAGUGCGCGAAAACUGUUCUAUCUCGCCUUACAUUUGGCGGAAAAAAUAAACUUCAAAUCCAAGCUAAGGGACAAUGUGCACGCGAUUGUAGCCUACAAACUAUCAAGCAAUUAAAAGCCCGCUUUCGAAACUCACUGACUUUUUGAUAGAUUCGAAAUUUUACAUCAUUUGAUUAGUUUUAGUAGCCUCUAUGUGAUUGAAUAUUUGGAAUAGUUUAUAGUUUAUAUACAAAAGUAGCUCGUCGCAGUCCUAAUAUAUCAUCAAAACGAAUGAGUAUCGCUGUACUAUACAGGGUGAUCCAAUAUUGCGUUUCUUUAGUUCUAAAUAUAGAAGAGCACAAAUCGGACAAGUACAAAUAGUUUUCCAGCCAAAUAACUCGCAACGAGGCGACAGAUAGAACGGUUUUGGGGCCGGGCGAGACGAAUUUCUCCCAAUUGAAAACAAGCCGGGAAAACUCUCAAUAUCCCCCGAAUCACAAUAAAUCAAUUUGAAAAUCAUAAAAGAAUCUAUGUCCGGCGCUCGGCGCUCCGCCGCCACCGGGGCGGCUAUGUGACGGGCCUGAAGCGGCGGCAGCGCACCUGCGACUCGGACGGCGGGUCGCCGUCGGGCGGCGGCGGCGGCCCCUCCGACGAUUCCGGCGAACUUUCCGGCGCGUCGAUCAGACACGUCGAGAUGCCUCUCACCCGAAGCCCUGCAACGGAAAACUCGCAUUAAAAAUAUUAGUAACGGUUACUAUAUACCGAAACGCCCAUCUCUAA
This is a messenger RNA of Phyllotreta striolata, 3237 nucleotides long. NCBI's taxonomy places the organism in Eukaryota, Metazoa, Arthropoda, Insecta, Coleoptera, Chrysomelidae. The record is from the annotation of a GenBank genome assembly.